UACUGUCUACACUACUUUGCAAUCCAUCGAAUUCUUUUUCCUCAAUCUCUUCAUCGUCCAGUCGCGUUCUGACGCUUUGCAAAAUGUCGCAUGCAUUGAUCAGCCACACAGCCCUGCGGGCACUGAUUCUAACCCUCAUUUACGUCCAGCUACCAUUCGCGUCAUCUUUAAAAAUCUUCCCCGGCGACAUCGAAGUCAUAUUCGCCAACACGAAGCUCUCUGAUGCAUGCAAAGUUGCUCUGAACCGAGACGUGCGCUGCCCUAUCAAGGUCCGUGGCCUCAGCUAUCCUGAUCACGCACUUGAGUGGACAGUACCGGAGUUAACGACCUUAUGUGGCGCGACAUGUCGACAAGACGUAACAGCUUGGGCAGAUGGCUUGAAGGCUUCGUGUCAAAGCGAAUUGCUUGAAUAUCAGCAUGCAAAAGUUUCCCUGGCGGAAUUUGGAGAGAUGAUGGAUUUCCGAGCCGGGCACCUGUGUAUACGAGAAGGCGGAGCAAGCGGCGAGUUCUGUGUUCUCGCUCCCCGAAACUGGGACGUCAAAGCUCUUGAAAGCGCUAACCAGGCAACCUGGCCCCAGCAUACGAGCAAGUGCCUCCUGGACGAGGAUGGCACUUGUACCACACCUGAAGUGGACGAGUUUGACGAGCCUUCCAGCGUCGGUCCGCCAGAUGGUGCAUUCCUAACAAACGAUGUUGCAGCGCUGGACUUUUACAGAAAUCGAAGCCAAGCUCUCGAAGAUGCAAGACGCUCAAGCCUCGGUUGGAAUAAGGCACUGUACUUGGACGAGUUUCCACUAGAGAUCCAGUGCAAACGCUGUUUCUGGAGACCACUAGCCCUCGCUCAUCAGAGCAAAUGGGGUCGUCAAAUCUGGGAGUACGUAACCGACCACCAAGGGAGCCAUCCAGCCGAAGCUGACAGUCCAAAGCGAAUUAUCAGAAGCCAUCUGGAAUAACAUUGUAAAAAACUGCAAGCUGACUGGCGGAAAUGCUGUGGUAAAACCGUAUCGAAAUUUGACUACUGAGUACGAGUAAGCACCUUUCUGGCAACUUCUCCCGCUUUUGCCUUAAAAUCCGUAUUGUUAUAGGCCUUAUAGGCCGUGAAACGAGCCCUAUUGUUAACGAUAUAGCUUGUAGAGCCUGUAUCGUAUAGAAGGGUAUCUCGUUGCUUAGGGGCUCGAUUCGGGAACUUAGGGCCUUUAUUAGCCCUAGAGGGGACCCGAAAGCCUAGCUCUUGUGAGCUAAUAGGCUCGUAGGGCUCUUCGUCUUCGCUAGAAGAGCCUAUAACUUUAGGGAAGUUCCCUGUAAAUAGGUCG
Messenger RNA from Emericellopsis atlantica, 1313 nucleotides. RefSeq lists its product as uncharacterized. NCBI's taxonomy places the organism in Eukaryota, Fungi, Ascomycota, Sordariomycetes, Hypocreales, Bionectriaceae. Bases 84 to 953 code for a protein of 289 amino acids. The record is from RefSeq and is a predicted model, not a curated record. The transcript is spliced from 4 exons.